AUGUCCUCAGGAGAUGGGUCUUCUGACGCUGCGGAGGCCGCAGAGGUCUUCGCGGCACUCAACACCAUCUUCGUGGGAAACCUCUGCGGGCUCGCAACCGCUGCGCUGCUGAUGUUUGAGUAUGCGAUCACGUUCGGCGACGAGGUGAACCUGUUCUGGCCAUGGCGCGGGCGACGACUAAAGGGCAGCUCGGUGUUGUUCCUGCUGAACCGAUACAUCGUCCUCAUCACCGCAAUGAUGGAUGCGUCAGGAGCACUGUUUCAUUUUUCACCUCAAAGCUGUGAGCCCAUGACGCUCAUAACGAACAUCUUUGCGUACCUACAGUACGUUCCCUGGGCAGCUUUCGCCGCGCUUCGUGCAUAUGCACUGACGUCCAAGAACGUCCCCUUCACGCUCCUCAUCCUCGCGCUCUCCAUGGUCCCCCUGGGAGUCAACCUCCUGGCCUUUAGAACAUCUCCCCCGAGCUUGGAAAAAUGCGUAGGGCUCUUGGACCUGUCGACAUCAUUCUCGACCGUUGACCGUUUCCCGGACGCAGUGACCAUCAUUUCGAGAGGCGGCCUCAUCUCGGCUGACCUGCUGCUCGUCAUCGCGACCUGGCUCGCAACCGUGAGGCGUGGUGCACUGCGCGCGGCCCGCGAGAGCGCGAGACUGUCGUUCGCGGAGGUGCUCUUCCGAGACGGCGCGAUCUACUUUGUCGUCCUGCUUGUGCUCAACGCACUGCACGUGACUCUGACGAUGAUUUCUGAAACGCUGCCGUUCCAGGCGUCGAGCACGAUUAUCUUAUUCAUCCACCCCAUUACCGGGAUCCUCGUCUCGCGUUUCCUCAUCCAUCUGCAAGAAGCUGACCGCCAGGCGGCCGACAUGAACUCGCCGGAGGCCCUGACGAGCACCCCGCAGGAAACGGUGGUCUUCCGCCAGGCUGCGACGUCGACGGUCUCGUCGCCCGGAUUCGAAGUCAGCCGACGGUGGAGCGACACCGAGUCCAUGUACGACGUCGAGUCGCUGAAGGGGUUCGAGGUGAAGGGAGCUGUCCUGGACAUCAAGCGUGAGGAUAGGGGGGUGGUCGUGGGGCGCUGGGAGGUGUAA
Epithele typhae is the source of this 1086-nucleotide messenger RNA. RefSeq lists its product as uncharacterized. The record is from RefSeq and is a predicted model, not a curated record. Lineage: Eukaryota; Fungi; Basidiomycota; Agaricomycetes; Polyporales; Epitheliaceae. The transcript is spliced from 10 exons. Bases 1 to 1086 code for a protein of 361 amino acids.